Molecule: messenger RNA, 3335 nt
Organism: Impatiens glandulifera
Lineage: Eukaryota; Viridiplantae; Streptophyta; Magnoliopsida; Ericales; Balsaminaceae
Product: FT-interacting protein 3-like
Exons: 2
Coding region: 218-3241 (1007 amino acids)
Source: RefSeq, a predicted model, not a curated record
ACUGACUUUCUCCUCCAUUUUCCGACCAACGUGUUUUUUUCUGUCUUUUCUCUCUCUCUCUGAAACAUCGCAGAAACAUUCAUUCUUGGUGGAGCUUAUUUCCUUGAAAAAACCCUAUUCUUUGCAAAAAGAAGACCCACUUCGAUCGUUACCAUAUUUCUCUCUGAAGAAGAAGAAGAUUGACAGUUCUCUGAAAUCGAUCAACUCUACUUAAGAAAUGAGCGAUUUAAAGAUCGGAGUUGAGGUUAUAGGUGCUCGAAACCUCAUGGCAAAAGAUGGUCAAGGUUCUUCAAACGCCUUUGUUGAGCUCCAUUUAGAGAACCAAAGAUUCAACACAACUGUUAAAGAGAAAGACCUUAACCCUGUUUGGAAUGAAACUUUCUAUUUCAGUGUAAACGACCCUGAAAACAUUCGUGCUCUUGUCCUCGAUGUGUAUCUCUACAACAACAACAAAGAUUCUUUCCUCGGUAAAGUCAAAAUCAACGGGACUUCAAUUGUUCCUUAUCCCGAUUCUGUCGUUCAAUAUUACCCACUCGAGAAACGGGGCGUUUUCUCGCAUGUUACAGGCGAAAUUGGUUUGAAAGUGUUUCAAAUAAACGACCCUUCAAUCAAAUCUUCCAUUCCACUUCCUGCCAUUGAAUCUCCUCCUCUUCCGGUUGCCACUUCUGCCUCAUCCAUCCGAUCAACCGCAACUUCGGUUCAAGAUACCACUAGACAUGUUUUUUCCUAUCUCUCAGCAGCUUUCACUAGCAACAAAAAGGAGCCAAAAGAAUCAAAACACACGUUUCAUCACCUUCCUAAUAAAACCGAAUCUCAACAACCUCAAACGCAAUCUCAACAGAAACCUCAAUCUCAACCUCAACUGCAAUCUUAUCCACAAGCAAACAUGUUCUCGGGUCCAUCAUCUUACCAAUUUGCUGACUUUAGUCUUAAGGAAACUAACCCGAUUCUUGGAGCUGGAAGGAUUGUCGGGGGUCGUGUGAUUCGUUCGGAUAAACCGAUCACGGGCACUUACGAUCUAGUUGAGCCUAUGCAUUUCCUUUAUGCACGUGUGGUUAAGGCACACAAUUUACCAAACAAGGACUUAACUGGCGGGCUUGAUCCUUUCGUGGAAGUUAGAGUCGGUAACUACAAAGGAAUCACUCGGCACUACGAGAAGACAUCUGAUCCGGAGUGGAACGAAGUGUUUGCGUUCUCGAAGGAGAAUUUGCAAUCUUCGGUUUUGGAAGUUAGGGUUAAAGACAAAGACACAGUUAAGGAUGACUGUGUCGGGUUUUUGAGGUUUGAUCUUAACGAGGUUCCAACUCGAGUUCCACCAGAUAGUCCGUUGGCUCCGGAAUGGUAUCGCCUUCAAAACAAGAAAGGGGAGAAGAAGAAACAGGGUGAACUCAUGAUGGCUGUAUGGAUGGGAACGCAAGCUGACGAGGCUUUUCCAAACGCGAUCCAUUCGGAUGCGGUUGGUAAUUCGUUUGAGAAUUCUUCUGCGGCAGCACAAUGUCGAUCGAAAGUCUACGUUUCUCCUAGAUUAUGGUACGUUAGGGUGAAUGUGAUUGAGGCGCAGGACUUGGUUCCUCACGAGAAGUCGCGUUUACCCAACGUUUAUGUGAAGGCGCAAAUUGGUAACCAGGUUUUAAAGACGAGAAAUGUCCAAACUAGUACAAUGAGUGCAAUUUGGAAUGAAGAUCUUAUGUUUGUUGCUGCCGAACCUUUUGAUGAUCAUUUGAUUCUUCAUGUUGAAGAUCUUGUUGGUUCAAACAAGGAUGAAACUCUCGGAAAGGUUAUCCUUCCUUUAAGCACGGUUGAUAGGCUUCUCGAUGAUAGAAUGGUUCCAACUCGUUGGUAUAAUCUAUCUUAUGAGUCGGAGCAUGUUAAGGAUAAGUUCGCGAGUCGGCUUCACCUGCGUGUUAGCCUCGAGGGGGGAUAUCACGUUUUGGACGAGUCGACUCAUUAUAGCAGUGAUCUCCGACCAACGGCUAAACAACUUUGGAAACCCUCCGUGGGAAUCUUGGAGCUUGGUAUUUUGAACAUUAAUGGACUCCUCCCGAUGAAGCAACGAGGCGAUCGGGGCACGUCGGACACCUAUUGCGUCGCGAAGUACGGUCACAAGUGGGUAAGGACGCGAUCAAUUAUCGACAAUUUGAAUCCGAAGUAUAACGAACAAUACACGUGGGAGGUUUUCGAUACUGCGACCGUUCUCACGGUUGCGGUCUUCGACAAUAGCUCGAUAGGUGUAUCUGAAACCGAAAACGGGCAUGAGAAGGACAAGAAAAUCGGGAAGGUAAGGAUCAGAGUUUCGACACUCGAAACUGGUAGGGUUUACACGCAUUCUUACCCAUUACUCGUCCUUCACCCUUCGGGAGUCAAGAAGAUGGGGGAAUUGCAUUUGGCGAUUCGAUUCACUUCCCCGUCGGUAGUCAACAUGAUGUCGAUAUACACGAAACCGUUACUUCCAAAAAUGCAUUACGUUCGCCCGCUGAGUGUUACUCAGCUCGACACGCUUCGUGUCCAAGCAGUCAAAAUAGUAGCAGCCAGGCUCGGCAGGGCAGAACCUCCUCUCAAGAAGGAGGUUAUCGAAUACAUGACAGAUGCAAAUUCCCAUCUAUGGAGCAUGAGGAGGUCCAAGGCAAAUUUCUAUCGUCUAAUAUCGGUUUUCAACGGAUUGUUCGCAGUUGCGAAAUGGUUCGGGGAAAUUUGCCUGUGGAAGAACCCGAUCACGACCAGUCUAGUUCACGUUCUCUACAUUAUGCUUGUGUGUUUCCCCGAGCUGAUUUUCCCAACCGCAUUUCUCUACAUGUUUAUGAUCGGGAUAUGGAAUUAUCGUUACCGACCAAAAUACCCUCCACACAUGGACACGAGGAUAUCGUGCGCGGACAUGGUGGUUCCAGACGAGUUGGACGAGGAAUUCGACACGUUUCCUACCUCGAGAAAUGCAGAGUUUGUUCGAUUUAGGUACGAUCGGUUGAGGAGCAUUGCUGGAAGGAUUCAAACCGUGGUCGGAGAUAUAGCCUCCCAGGGAGAGAGGGUGCAGGCAUUGCUGAGUUGGCGAGACCCAAGAGCGACUGUUAUGUUCAUCGCGUUUUGUUUGGUUUCGGCUAUUGUGUUCUACACUACUCCUUUUCAAUUGUUGGCUGCUUUUGCGGGAUUUUAUGUCAUGAGGCAUCCGAGGUUUCGGCAUAAGCUUCCGUCGGCUCCAAUCAAUUUCUUUCGUCGAUUGCCAGCUAGGACCGAUAGCAUGCUCUGAUGAGGCAAAUUGCGAGAAUGUUAUUGUUUGUAAUAACCACUUUUAUUGUCGAAAAAAUGGUGUUAUUAUAAUAAUGGAUUGAUGUGAAAAUGCU